Musa acuminata AAA Group (dessert banana) is the source of this 1975-nucleotide messenger RNA. RefSeq names its product vacuolar cation/proton exchanger 1a-like. Bases 223 to 1605 code for a protein of 460 amino acids. The transcript has 12 exons. Gene Ontology annotation, molecular function: calcium:proton antiporter activity. The record is from RefSeq and is a predicted model, not a curated record. NCBI's taxonomy places the organism in Eukaryota, Viridiplantae, Streptophyta, Magnoliopsida, Zingiberales, Musaceae. Gene Ontology annotation, cellular component: plant-type vacuole membrane. Gene Ontology annotation, biological process: intracellular calcium ion homeostasis; calcium ion transmembrane transport.
AUGCCGGUAACGACAACCCGCGAAGCUUCCAGGAAGCUGAGCAUUUUGUUACGUUGAGAAUAAUUAGUUUGCCAAGGUUUUCGAUGAGUUCUGCCAUUCCCAUCCGUACGGGUUGUAUAUAAGGAGCUUCGGAGAAGUAGCAGUGAGGAGUAGGGUGUGCGGCGUCGAGUACGGAGUACUGUUAGGGACGAAGAAGUUGCAGCGGUAGCUGAUACAUCGAGCAUGGCAUCGAGGUGCUACGAGGCAGCGAGGAUCAUGGAGGUUGGCAACCUCAAAGGCGGAGGCGGGGGGCUGGGCAAGGAGGUGCACCACGGGCACGGCCGAACCGCCCACAACAUGUCGUCGUCGUCGCUGCGCAAGAAGUCUGACCUGUCGUUGGUGUCCAAGGUCCGGUGCAGCCCUCUGAGGGCCCUCCUCGCCAAUCUGCAGGAGAUCUUCCUCGGGACGAAGCUCUUCGUCCUGUUCCCCGCCGUCCCACUCGCAAUCGUCGCCAACUACUACCACUUUGGACGCGCGUGGCUGUUUGCAUUGAGCUUGCUCGGUCUCACUCCUCUCGCUGAGCGUGUCAGCUUCCUCACAGAACAAAUCGCAUUCUACACUGGUCCUACUGUGGGUGGACUAUUGAACGCAACAUGUGGGAACGCCACCGAGCUUAUCAUAGCUCUAUUCGCGUUGCAUCAAGGGAAGAUCGAGGUGGUCAAGUGUUCUUUAGUUGGAUCCGUCCUGUCCAAUCUAUUGCUUGUCCUCGGCUCCUCCCUCUUCCUCGGCGGUCUCGCCAACCUACACAAAGAGCAACUCUAUGAUCGAAAGCAAGCUGAUGUGAACACUGGUCUUCUGCUGCUGGGCGCGCUUUGCCACAUCCUGCUGUUGAUGUUCAGAUACGCCGUGAACACCGGGGAGCAGGCAGUGGACGCAGCUCCAACGCUGGCGUUGUCGAGAGCAUGCAGCAUGAUAAUGCUCCUCGCCUACGUUGCUUACCUCUUCUUCCAGCUGAAGACCCAUCGCCAACUCUUCGAGUCACAAGAGGAGGAUGGCGAUGACGAUGAUGAUGUGGUAUCUGAAGAUGAGCCAGUCAUCGGAUUUGCAAGCGCAUUGUUAUGGCUGGUAGGGAUGACAGCGGUGAUCGCAUUGCUAUCCGAGUACGUUGUUGGCACCAUUGAGGCUGCUUCGGAUUCAUGGGGUAUAUCGGUGAGCUUUAUCAGCAUCAUCUUGCUUCCGAUAGUUGGCAAUGCAGCAGAGCAUGCAGGUGCCAUCAUUUUCGCAUUCAAGAACAAGCUGGAUAUCACUCUUGGUGUUUCCCUUGGUUCAGCAACCCAGAUCUCCAUGUUCGUGGUUCCACUGAGUGUAAUCGUGGCCUGGAUAAUGGGAAUCAAGAUGGAUCUUGAUCUUAAACUGUUAGAAACGAGCUCACUCAUCAUGGCAAUACUAGUCAUAACCUUCACUUUACAGGAUGGAACUUCACACUACCUGAAGGGACUUGUUCCUCUGCUCUGUUACCUGGCAAUUGGAGCAUGCUUCUUUGUCUUCGAUUCCCAAACUGAUCAAAAUAACGGCAUCGAUGCUGGUGGUCUGACCACAACAGCUGCAGUCACUAAGGCCUACUGAACAGACUGUAUUGCUGAAUCAACCAAAGCAUGCUCCUGCUCAAGAACUGGCGCAUCAAAACCUUAUUCUACUAUAUUCAGUUUGUGUUUGGGAGGAAUUGUUUUUCGAGCUAAACCGAAGCAUUGGAGAUGGCCUACUGGUGAGAGCCAAAGAUGGGUUGCAACAAUGAUACCAACAUUUCCAUGAGAGGCUGUUGAAGAGUAAGAAAACUGGAAGACCAUGGUGAUAUUGGAUUCAUAUCUCACACGCUGUAAAUUAUCUUCUGCAGUUGUUUCCUCCUGCCUUUUGCUUAUUAGUUCUUUCAGUGUCAGUAGAUUGAUGUUCCCCUGUCAAUGCAAUAAGAAUUUAUUAUAGUAGAUUCUAAAGCAAA